UUAAAUUUCUCCCUACACGGAGUCCUCACCAAAAUCCUCCACCGAUUUUCGAUCCUGUUCCGGUGCUCCGACAGCGCCGCCGCGCCGUCCAACCACCGCGUCCUCGCCGCCCGGCGCCCGCCGUCUACCAUCCUCCUUGACACCAUGCUCUUCGGGCCGGCGUUGAACUGCUGCUGAGCUGAACAACCACCCCUGCCGCGGGGCUCCACCUCCACCGCGGCCGCCGCCGCCGAGAGGUUUUUCGCCUGGUAUGGCGGCGGGGCCGGCGGGAGCGGGGAUCGUGUGGCAGACGCCGUCCAACCCUCCGGAGCGGCAGGACUACAUCUUCCGCAACGGGCGGCGCUACGUGAGACCCUACUACUUCGAGUUUAUCUCCCAUGUGAAAAACAGAUGGGCUGGGAAGACUAUUGUUGACCUCUUCACUGAUGAGUUCAAGGGCCGGCCACGUGAAUACUAUGUUCGUGCAGUGAACUGUGGGAGGCUUCAGGUGGAUGAUCAAAUGGUUCACACAGACUAUAUUGUGCAAUCAUCACAAAAAAUAAGCCAUUUCUUGCACAGGCACGAACCACCAGUUUUGGGUGGUGACAUUACAAUCCUUCAAAAUGAGGUUGAUGUUGUGACAGUUUGCAAACCUGCAUCAGUUCCAGUUCAUCCAUGUGGUCAGUACCGUAAGAAUACUGUGGUCGGCAUUCUUCAAGCUGAGCAUGGAUUGGCGUCCCUAUUCCCUGUGCAUCGGUUAGAUCGGUUAGUCUCAGGUCUCCUUAUAUUUGCUAAAAAUGCUGAUAAAGCUGAAAGUUUCAGACAGCAGAUUGAAACUAGUUUGCUGCAGAAAGAAUAUGUAGCCAAGGUUGUUGGGGUGUUUCCUGAUGGUGAGCAAAUCGUUGAUGCAAAUGUACACUUCAAUGCACGGGAAGGAAGGAGCACUGCAGAGGUUUGUGAUGGUAAUGGCAAAGCCCCAAUUGGAAAACAAGCUUGCACCAAGUUUCAGAGGAUUUGUACUGAUGGGACCCACAGCAUUGUCUUGUGCAAACCUGUGACUGGCCGAACUCAUCAGAUAAGGGUACAUCUGAAACACAUUGGUUACCCAAUAGCUAAUGACGAGGUGUACCUUUCGGAGAAUUUUUCUCCACGUUCAUCAAAAGGAACAAGAAUCAACAGAGCAACCACACUAGCUUGUUCAUUGCCAUCUUCAGAACCUGACAGCUGUGCUGAUGUUGGCAACAAAGAUACAGAAGUUGGUGAGGAAUUCAGCAUCGAUCCGAUGUGUACGAACUGCCCAAAUCUUGCUCCACUAGGCUAUGAUGCAGAUGAGGAGGGAUUGUGGCUGCACUGUGUGCGAUAUACUGGACCUGAUUGGAGCUACGAAUGCCCAUAUCCUGAUUGGGUUUUCCUUGAUAAUGUCUCGGGGAAGAAGUUGAAAUCAUAAUCUAACAUUAUCAUUCGUGGAUACCGGUACGGUCAGCCUGCCUACCUGAAUGGCUGAAAUUUUGCCAACUUUAUGAUUUAUUUCAUAUGUAUUCUGUUGCAUUUUCUAGCAAGAAGCCCUAGAAUCUAGAUAGUGUUGUAUCCUUGUUUUUAUCGUACCUCCCUUUCUCCAAAGCUUGCAUGCUUCAAUAUAUUAUUAUCUCCGUCCCAUAAUAAGUGUAGCCUUGUUUAUAUUAUUAUCUCCGUCCCAUGAUAAGUGUAGCCUUGUAGUUCAACUGCAGAGCUGCACUUAUUAUGAGACGGAGAUAAUAACUUUUUAAGAUGUUAAAUAUGGAUUAUCUCUAGAAAUCUAAAUAUUACUGAAUUCAU
Messenger RNA from Oryza brachyantha (malo sina), 1794 nucleotides. Its product is annotated as RNA pseudouridine synthase 7. Gene Ontology annotation, biological process: pseudouridine synthesis. The coding region runs from base 251 to 1426 and encodes 391 amino acids. The transcript is spliced from 12 exons. The record is from RefSeq and is a predicted model, not a curated record. Gene Ontology annotation, molecular function: RNA binding; pseudouridine synthase activity. Lineage: Eukaryota; Viridiplantae; Streptophyta; Magnoliopsida; Poales; Poaceae.